ACUCUGUUUAAGAUCCCACUUUUCAAGAUGAAGAACCUGAUACUGGUCUUGUGCCUCUUGGAAACGAGUUCUGCAGUGCCGGUGUUUCCUCGGCAGCCGGGGACAGCGGGCAUGGCUAGUUUGAGCCUGGAGACAAUGAGACAAUUGGGCACCUUGCAGGGACUAAAUAUGCUUUCUCAGUAUUCAAGAUUUGGCUUUGGGAAAUCACUUAAUUCUUUGUGGAUGCAAGGUCUCCUUCCACCACAUUCCUCCUUCCCAUGGAUGAGACCAAGGGAACAUGGAACUCAACAGUAUGAAUAUUCUUUGCCUGUGCAUCCCCCACCUCUCCCAUCGCAGCCAUCCCUGCAGCCUCAGCAGCCAGGACAGAAACCUUUCCACCAGCCCAGCGUGAUCACCGCCAUCCAGGACACAGUCCAGAAGGGAGGACCUCAGCCUCCGGUUUACCACGGACAGCCACCCUUGCAGCAGGCAGAGGGGCCCAUGAUUCAACAGCAGGUGGCACCAUCAGAGAAGCCACCAAAGACCAAGACCGAGGUAAAUCCUUCCCCUGAACAACCAGGAAUGGAUUUUGCUGAUCCACAAGGUCCAUCCCUACCAGGAAUGGAUUUUGCUGAUCCACAAGAUCCAUCCCUACCAGGAAUGGAUUUUGCUGAUCCACAAGGUCCAUCCAUAUUCUCAAUAGCCCGUUUGAUAUCUCAGGGACCACUGGCCCAAAAUAAACCAUCUUCACUUUAUCCAGGAAUGUUUUACAUGUCCUAUGGAGCAAAUCAAUUGAAUGCUCCUACCACACUUGGCAUCAUGAGCUCAGAAGAAAUGGCAGGAGGCAGAGGAGGCCCCAUGGCCUAUGGAGCCAUUUUCCCAGGAUUUGGAGGCAUGAGGCCGAGCCUUGGAGGGAUGCCUCCCAAUCUAGGCAAGGGUGGGGACUUUACUCUGGAAUUUGACUCCCCGGUCGCUGCAACCAAAGGCCCAGAGAAGGGAGAAGGACCUGUGCAAGGCUCCCCCGUGCCGGAGGCCAACCUAGCCAAUCCAGAAAACCCAGCUCUCCUUCCAGAGGUAGUAAUGCCUGGCGCCCUUGCAGGGCUUCUUGCUCUCCCGAAGGACAAUAUUCCCAGCCUGGUCAGGGGCCCUGAAGAGCACAACAAGGGAUCCCCCAGGGUUACCCCAGCAGCCGCUGACCCACUGAUGACCCCUGGAUUAGCUGAUGUUUAUGAGCCCUACGCUGCUGAUACGACCACACCUUUGGGAGAAACGACCUUGGAUACCACAGUGACCCCAGACACAGAGCAAACUUCGAUGCCAGGAAACAAGGUCCAGCAGCCCCAUAUUAUGCACAACGGGUGGCAUUUCCAAGAGCCCUGA
Molecule: messenger RNA, 1359 nt
Organism: Eptesicus fuscus (big brown bat)
Lineage: Eukaryota; Metazoa; Chordata; Mammalia; Chiroptera; Vespertilionidae
Gene: AMBN
Product: ameloblastin
Exons: 12
Biological process (GO): odontogenesis of dentin-containing tooth
Molecular function (GO): structural constituent of tooth enamel
Source: RefSeq, a predicted model, not a curated record